AUGGUGGUCGUAAAAGUUUUGUUGGUAAUCACUCUGUAUAUGCUAAGUGCAUGUAACUGUUCCUUUUUAAACAGUGAAUUAGCGGAGAGGUUAGAUAAACUCGAGGCUCUGUAUGAAAGAUAUGAGAAUCUGAUUAGUAAGAACAGUAAUGAGCUACAAGGACUGCUCGAAAAAGCAAGGGCGAAAGCGCAGCCAAUGAAAACUGAAGAUGAAAACCAGGAUGAACAGGAAGUCAACACUGACGUGCAGCCGGCAAACAAUGUCAACAAAAGACAGAUACUGACCACCGCCUCCCCGUUGUCCCAUCCAUCCACCCCAUUGGUGUUCCAUGCAACCCUAACUAACUCAUACAGCAUCAUGAGCCCUAAACAGACCAUCGUGUACAACACUGUCAUCACCAACGUCGGUAAUGCGUAUGAUUCUAACUUUGGUGUGUUUAAGGCGCCCUUUUCUGGACUCUAUGAGUUCAUAGCAACCAUUUCUGCUUACACUAAUUAUUAUGUCGACGUUGAAAUGGUUCUCAACAACCGGAUGUUAUGCCGUGCGCAUGCCGGAGCUCCCAACAUGGAUAUCGGCAUGUGUGUUUCCAUGGUUCAUCUCAAUACCGGAGAUGACGUAUUUGUACGUCAUUACAACGGAAGAGGAACGUAUAUCUACGGAGGGUACAGAUACCCUUCAUUUUCUGGGCAUUUAAUAGUGAAAGAUUAA
This is a messenger RNA of Ylistrum balloti, 708 nucleotides long. Its product is annotated as complement C1q tumor necrosis factor-related protein 3-like. The record is from RefSeq and is a predicted model, not a curated record. NCBI's taxonomy places the organism in Eukaryota, Metazoa, Mollusca, Bivalvia, Pectinida, Pectinidae. The transcript is spliced from 2 exons. Gene Ontology annotation, molecular function: protein binding. Bases 1 to 708 code for a protein of 235 amino acids.